AUGGCCGGCUCAGACACCUCGUCGACCUCGUCUCGAGCACCAGCUCCGUCAGCUUCGGUUUCUGGCCACAGCCACAACAGCAACAGCAGCAGCAGCAGCAGCAGCAGCAGGCUCAAGGCAAGGAAGAUUGUCGUCCUCAGCCUUCCACCGGCCGUCCUCAGCCGGUUCCCCAGCAAUGCCAGCAGCGACGACAGCCAGGCCAAGGAGGAAGAGUCGAGCUCUCCCUCCACGCCGCCAGCGCCUCUGACCGACAUCGUCUCCGAUGGCGAUGCUGCCUCCACCACGAACGCUGGAGACGGCUCUGUCGGUCCUGCACCGUCGACACCAGCUGCCGGCAACGCACCUACUUCGGCACCGGCAUCAGGUGCAGCCAAAGCCGGGACCAAGAGAGGCGCUGCCGCCUUGGGUCCAGACGGCCUGCCGAAGCCACGAGGGAAGCCAGGUCCCAAGAAGAAACCAAGACUGAUAGAAAGUGAGGAUGGAGAGACUCCCUCUCGUCCACCACCCCCGGCCCACCACCGUCUGGGCCCCAAAGCGAACCAAGGCGCCAUCAAUGCCUGUUUGCGUGCCCUAGACCGCACAGGCAAGCCGUGCCGCAAGUGGGAGCGCAAGUCGUUCCAGCUCAAGUCCUUCACCGGCGUGCUUUGGCAGGUCCCCAGCUGGGGGGCUCCACCGCGUCCCAAGUCAACGGAGGACGAAGAGAAGAAGGAGACGGACCAGGAAAAGAAGGAAAGUGAGAAGAAGAGUGAGAAGAGCGAGAAGAGCACCGCUGACCCCGAUGUUGACGCUGACCGGGAUGAGACGCCGUCUGGCAGCAUGCUGGGCAUCGAGUCGCCUGCUCCCGUGGCCGUUGCUUCUUAA
Molecule: messenger RNA, 861 nt
Organism: Microsporum canis CBS 113480
Lineage: Eukaryota; Fungi; Ascomycota; Eurotiomycetes; Onygenales; Arthrodermataceae
Product: DUF1711 domain-containing protein
Exons: 2
Coding region: 1-861 (286 amino acids)
Biological process (GO): chromatin remodeling
Cellular component (GO): Ino80 complex
Source: RefSeq, a predicted model, not a curated record